This is a messenger RNA of Enhydra lutris kenyoni (northern sea otter), 3905 nucleotides long. RefSeq names its product asparaginyl-tRNA synthetase 2, mitochondrial (gene NARS2). Gene Ontology annotation, molecular function: asparagine-tRNA ligase activity; ATP binding; nucleic acid binding. The record is from RefSeq and is a predicted model, not a curated record. The transcript is spliced from 14 exons. Gene Ontology annotation, cellular component: mitochondrion. Gene Ontology annotation, biological process: asparaginyl-tRNA aminoacylation. NCBI's taxonomy places the organism in Eukaryota, Metazoa, Chordata, Mammalia, Carnivora, Mustelidae. The coding region runs from base 312 to 1745 and encodes 477 amino acids.
GAAACUACGCGGGUUGGAGAGGUGUCUCGCUCGGCCACAGCGCGUGGUUUUUUGGGGGCUUACGCCGCUGACUCUAUUGUCUCCGCUCCGCCCAGUCCCGGGAGAGGGAAGCGCAGUGGAGGUUCUGUGGAGACAAACCUGGAGCCCCUGAAGGGAUAGGGAGCAGCCGAGGUUGGGGGGCGUGGAACGCCUGAGUGCAGGGCUGCAGCCCAUAAUUGGGGAGCAGUCGAGAGGGGGAGGUUCACCAUAGGCAAGGUCCGCACCCGCCGGGAUCGGGGCUGGUCCCGAGGAGGGCUUGGGGCGGCGGUGCGAUGUUCGGGGCCCGGUGCCUGGUCCGAGCCCUGCGCUCCUGUUCCUCCACUCCCUGCCCGAGACACAAACCUUCAUCCAGACUGAGCGUGCGGGAUGCCCUUGGGGCCCAGAACACGAUUGGGGAGCGCGUUAAGGUUCAGGGAUGGAUUCGUUCAGUCCGAUCCCAGAAGGAAGUAUUGUUCCUGCAUAUAAAUGAUGGAUCAUCUUUGGAAAGCCUUCAGGUUGUAGCAGAUUCAAGCUUUGAUAGUAGAGAACUGGCUUUUGGGAGUUCUGUGGAAGUUCAAGGGCAGCUGGUAAAAAGUCCAUCCAAAAAGCAAAAUGUGGAACUGAAGGCAGAAAAAAUUGAAGUUGUUGGAAAUUGCGAUGCCAAGGCUUUCCCUUUGAAAUAUAAAGAGAGGCAUCCUCUGGAGUAUCUGAGACAAUACCCUCACCUUAGAUGUAGAACUAAUGCUCUGGCUUCUAUACUGAGGGUUCGCAGUGAAGCCACGGCUGCUAUUCAUUCUUUCUUUAAGGACAGUGGCUUUGUGCAUAUUCAUACUCCAGUAAUCACAUCCAAUGACUGUGAGGGGGCUGGAGAACUGUUCCAAGUUGAACCUUCAAGCAAAAUUAAGGUGCCUGAGGAGAAUUUCUUCAAUGUUCCUGCUUUCUUAACUGUUUCGGGACAACUUCACCUAGAAGUGAUGUCAGGAGCUUUUACUCAAGUGUUUACCUUUGGUCCAACAUUCCGAGCAGAGAAUUCUCAGAGCCGGAGACACCUGGCAGAGUUUUAUAUGGCAGAAGCAGAGAUUUCUUUUGUUGAGAGUCUUCAAGAUCUCAUGCAGGUUAUGGAGGGACUCUUCAAGACUGCAACAAUGAUGGUUCUCUCAAACUGUCCUGAAGAUGUUGAACUCUGUCACAAGUUCAUAGCUCCUGGCCAAAAGGACAGAUUAGAACAUAUGCUAAAAAACAACUUUUUAAUCAUUUCUUACACUGAAGCAAUAGAGAUCUUAAAGCAGGCAUCUCAGAACUUCACCUUCACCCCAGAGUGGGGUGUCGAUCUACACACCGAACAUGAGAAGUACCUGGUGAAGCACUGUGGCAGCAUACCAGUUUUUGUCAUUAAUUAUCCAUUAGCACUCAAGCCUUUCUACAUGAGGGAUAAUGAAGAUGGGCCUCAGCACACAGUUGCUGCUGUUGAUCUUCUCGUUCCUGGGGUUGGAGAGCUCUUUGGAGGAAGCCUCAGAGAGGAGCGGUACCAUUUCUUAGAGCAGCGACUGGCCAGAUCAGGAUUAACAGAAGCCUACCAAUGGUAUCUGGACCUCCGUCGAUUUGGAUCUGUUCCCCAUGGAGGUUUUGGGAUGGGAUUUGAACGCUAUCUGCAGUGCAUCUUGGGAAUUGACAAUAUCAAAGAUGUUAUCCCUUUUCCAAGAUUUACUCAUUCAUGUAUUUUAUAGCUGGAAGACUGGGUAAGGAAAAUCACCCCAUGCCAGAGGUACUGCAUGUGAAUAUGGAUACAGGAGACUGCAUGUUUGGCUUUUAGAAAUGGAGAGGUUUUGGGUGUGUAACUUUCAUGCCAUAAGAUAGCGCAUAUGAAAAACAGAAGUGAUUAUGAUUUUCUUAGAAAGUUGAGAGCAUUUUAUGAAAAAGAUGAACUCCCUCAAGAAGAGGAGCUUGUGGCAGGCAGAAUCUCCAAUCUAUUACACCAAUGAAGAAGAAAUGGGGAGGCUGCGCUGUGGUCUCAGAGGUCCUUUCAAACUCUCAAGACACGACGAGAUAGUGUAUUUUAAUUUGUCUUUAAUCAUUAGAUCACUGCCCCGUGUGACCUUUGAGAACCACUAGUAGCUAAAAAGAAGGUAUUGUUGGAUCUUUUCUCAUGUGCCAUUUAACCUAUGAUAAAUUCCCAUUUAUUUUCAUCACUUUACUAGAUAUCACAGAAGAAAAUAUUCUUUUGGGGGUCCUAAUUGAGUUAAUAAAGUUACUAUUCUGAAUUGAAAUCUUUCAUCAGACUGGGUGAAAAAAGUGACAUUUAAUAACUGUUGAUCUUUCAUUUUAAAAGCAAGAGAGAUGUAUUAAUUAUCUAAUGACUGUUAUAAUUUGUUCACAGUAGCUGUUUAUAACUUCUCUAAUAAUCAAUAAAAUAGAUUUUUGAUACCUAUGAAAGAAAAAUACAGUUACAUUUUUAAAUUCCACUCGGCCUUUUCCCAGAGAAAUUUGGAAGAAAGGUAUUUUCAGUGCAAGAUGAUGCAAAUAUCACUAAAUCUAAAGGAUGAGUAAUUCUGAACUCAAAAAGUAACAUUGUCUGUUAGAGUUUUUGAGAGGACUGCUGGUUUGGGAGUUUGAGACCUGACAAUUACAGCACUUUAUGAUUUUGGACAAGCCACUUACUCUGUAUAAGCUCAGACGUUGUUUUCCUCAGAGUUGAUGUAAGAAUUACAUGAUAGUGUUAUGCGUGUUUAAAACUAUGAAAUGCUACACAAGUUGUUUUUAACUCUUUUAGUCUUUGUUGAGUUACAUAUCUAUGACUUGCAGCAAAGUUGUAUACUCAGUAGAGUUUGUAUGUAUCAAAUAAUGGUAAGUGGCAUGCAUGCCUGAAUAAUCCAAUUUUCUGUGUCUCAUUAGAUAAUUUAUCUUAGUUUAUUUCCUAUUGAGUUUGUACGUGCACUUUUUUUCAUCCUAACUCAAACAACUGAAAAGAACUGCAGAAUCUUAGAGCUGGAAAUCACAGAAGUCCCUGAGAUGUUCUCAUGACCAAACUUCUGCCUGAUGCAGAGAUCCUGGGCAACCUCUUCUUGGCAAAGCCGAAGGCAGAUGUUUAACUGCCUGAUGUUUAGCUGCUUAGUGUCCCACCAAAUAGCAUAUUCCAUCUCUGCAUCUCCCUGGUUGGUAGCUUUUGCUGAGCUAAAGUCUACUUCCCUAGAACUUUAAUCUCCUGGGCUUUGAUACCCAGUUUAGGACAGAGGGUAAUCAGGGCUUUCAUAUAGCUUGCCUCGAUCAUGGGUUAGACAGAUAAAUUCAUUUGUUCAACAAAUAUUAUUUGAGCUUAUUUUAUAUGCCAAGAACUGUGCUGGGUACUAAGUAAAUGAUAGUGAACAAAACAGAAAUGACCCUUGCCUUCUUGGAAUUUACAGUCUGUUAGAGAAGGUGCACAAUCAGUAAGCAAACAAACGUAUUAUUUCAAAAUAUGACAUAAGCUGUAAAAUUUAAAAAGAGCAGGGCAAGCAUAGAUAAGCUUGCUAGAAAAGGCAUCUCUGAAAAGGUGAUCUUUAACCUUAGGUCUGGGAGAUAAAUGCAGAAACCACUCUAAAACAUUCUCAGCAUCAGUCAGUAUUGAUUUGACAUUCAGGUCUUGAUACUGUAUUAAUUUUGUGGAGUGAGAAUUACAAACACUUCACAAGCCCGCAACCUGGAGACACUAAUAUUUUCCAGAGCUAUCAGGAAUCAUGUCUCCAGCGAUUCUUGAGGAACCAGAUUGAAUUCUAAUGUUAACAUGAUGGUGGGACCUCCUAAAUAACAGUGAGAUAAAGAACAGUGAGUCAGAGAAACCCCAGGUUCCCAUCGAAUGCCACCACUGAUGUAGCUGUGGAGCACUAAUCAAGCAAGAUCAUCUUUGUGCC